Messenger RNA from Papaver somniferum (opium poppy), 837 nucleotides. Its product is annotated as probable cysteine protease RD21B. The transcript has 3 exons. Bases 113 to 589 code for a protein of 158 amino acids. NCBI's taxonomy places the organism in Eukaryota, Viridiplantae, Streptophyta, Magnoliopsida, Ranunculales, Papaveraceae. The record is from RefSeq and is a predicted model, not a curated record.
UUACUUAGAGGGCGGCUCAGAACAACCAUUGCGCUAUCUCCUUGCGAAAAAAGAGGUUCCAAAACUGAAACCCUAAUAAAAUAUCUUGCUCUGAAAUCAUCUUGUAUUGUUGAUGGCGAUUUCGAUUCUCCUGAGAUCAGCUAGAUCUGCUGUUAAUAUAGCUUCCAGAUGCCUGCCUGCAACUGGUGCAAAGGCUUGGACUGCUGCUAUACCAUUGAGUUGGAGAUUGGGGAGUGUGGCCACAAUAUUCAGCUCAGGAUACCGUGGUUGUAAUCAAAAAUUGGCACUGAAAAUUUCAAGGGAACGUGAAGCUGUGAAGGUAACUGAUGAUAUCAUCAAUUCUGAGGAUAAGCUCCUUGCUCUGUUUUUGAGGUGGUUAUCAAUUAAUGAACACCAUUUCGAUGUGGAUGAUAGAAAAGCUUUCAAAGAGAGAUUUGAAAUCUUCAAGGAAUCUGCUCGGUAUGUCCAUAAACAUAACCAAACCAAGUCUUCCUGCAUUCUUGGAUUAACCUAUUUUUCAGAUUUGACUCCGGAUGAGUGUGCACACUUGUCGUAUAAGGUCUAUCCAAAGAAAGAGGUCUAUAUCUAAAUAUUUAAGAAAGCUAAGUCUUAGGAAUCUAGUUCUAUUAUAGAUUUAUAAUGCUGUUUCACGGAUGCUAGUGGUAGUAGUGAUGGGGGUGCUGCGGACUUCAAAUGGAACUAUGGGUUGAAACUUUAUUGUAUCUUGUUUAAUUAGGCUCUAAAUUGUAUUUGGUUUGAGACCUUUCUAGAAAAAGUAUAUUGUGCAAAUUAUAAACAAAAGCAGAAAUGAGUUCUCCCACAGGUUUAGUAGCAUUA